GGCGAGAUGGAGGUUAUGGAGAACACAAACAAAAAAACCCAAGAACCUGUGAAAUUAGAGACAAAACAGGAGGACCCCCAAGUUGAGACUCGACAACCUCAGCCCCAAGAAGAUGAUUCUGUGCAUAAUUUAAAAGACAAUAGAGUCCAAUGCCACAAACAAGCUGAGGUGGUGGAAGUUCAGACUCAGACAACAAAAACUAAAAGGAGAGACAUGGCGACACAGACACCAGUAGUUGUUCAGAGCACACAGGAGACCCAAACAGAACCUGCUGACCUUACUCUGCCAAAGCAAGAUGAACACAUGCCUGAUGCCCGACCAACAGAAAACAAUAAUACUGCCAUGAUGCAGCUAAGCCAAGAUAACCACACACCAGACACCCAGCUGAAGAAAGACAACAGCACUGUUGAGACUCAGACAAACGAAAACGACCAGUCUGGUACUUCUUUACUCAUACAUGAUGAUGCGAGUGGUAAAGGUGCAUCUUCCGAUUCUCCGUUGGAGGACAGUGCCAAUCACAAUAAUGAGCAAAAGUGUGAAGAAGCACAUCCCUCUGGAAAUGUCCCAGACAGUUCCACAGUCUCCCAAAUGCAGAGAGACGCCAAGCCCAUGUCUUAUGCCAAAGCCGUGACUGGGAAGACGGUAGAGGGUGAAAAAAAGUCAAAUUUUCUUGUCUCUCAGACAACAGACAAAAGCAAGUCAUCUGAAAGCAACAAGAGUUGCUAUCGCAUUCCAGUUAGACCUCCCCUCGGAGUUCCAGUCUUUACCAUUCACAUCUACGCUGUGCUAGACAAAAAGUUCAGAUUCAACAGAGAGCAUGACACGUUGGUGCUAUGUAUGGAAAAAAUUGCCUUUCAGCUUGAAAUGACAUCUUUUGUUGACCAGCAACAAGGCUAUUUGAUAGAGGCAAAUCUUUCCAUAGAGGACAGCUUUCUGAGGGGACGGAAGUUGUUCUACCAGUUUGGUGUGCAACAACAACAGAAAACCAUUGUAGAGAUUGCUGGAAGAGUCAUGCUUAUUCCAUAUCAUUUGCAAAUUAAAGACCUACACUUUUAUGAGUGCUACAUUAGCUGCACUGAAGCGGGGUCGAUGAUGUCAAAUUUGAUUGAAACCGGUCUUAAUGCACUUGGCUGGACAAAGCCAAAGGAAAAGGACAUUUCACAUGCCUGGCUAGUGUCAGCUAAUUUGCUGCUGGGGAGAAUCUUUGAGAAACGGCACCCAUCCAGCAAAGAGGACAUUGAAGGCUUGUGUCAGGACUUGAAACAUUUCAAGGGAAAUUUUGAUUUUUCUUAUAAAUUUGUGCAUUACCCAAACAAUUCUCUGCCCCCUCAGAUCCAGGCAUCAGAGAUGAUUUCAGAGCAGUUGCUUCACAUCUUAAAAGGAGAGGGGGGAAACUCAGAAAGCUGGAUGAGAAUCAGUCCUCUUUGUUUGGGCUUGUAUGUGUUUAUGAUCAUCAGAAAGUGCAAUAUAGAUCUUGGGGUGACAGGCUUGGCAAAGCUUUGUCAACUGGUGUCCUCUGACACUGCAAUGGAGAAGAAAAACCUGGAGGAGAUUCUCAACGCCUUUACAGCUGUUCAGUACACUGUGGUGGGUCUGAUAAACCACUGUGCAGAGCAAAAGGUAUCCGAGGUGAUCCUGCUCAUUCCGCUACUCCACAAACUCAGACAUCCAGGGGCUGAUGCUGCCAAGCUAGGACCAACUGUUGAGGAAGAGGAUUGGUCAGGACUAGACAAGGUCAAAUUUACCAACUUCAGAGAAAAUAUAAGAGAUUGUCACGACAAAAGAAGGAUAAUGCUGACUUUAAUCCAAGAAAAGUUAUCUCUGGUUAAAGAGAUGCCCCUGGUUUUGAUAAGUUGGCUGUCCCUGGUCGCAUUUGAGGACAUUCCAGAAUUCUCCAAUCUGACUGGAAUACAUCCAGAGCAUUUGAUCCAGGGCCUGCUAUACAGGCUUCGAAUAUAUGGGGAGUUAAAGGAUUACAACAAAGAGAAACUGAAUGUACAGUGGGCCGAAACAGUCUUGACUCAUAUUCUUGAGGAAGUAACAAAGCAACCAAAAAGAAUGAUAGAAUCUGGAAAUAUCAUGUCAGUCUUCGCGAGUGGCAUCAACGUGGUCAAGAGCACAUGCAGAAUGGUGCGACUUGUCCCAUUGUACAAGGCUGUUGUGCUGGCCUACCAAGUUGUGCUAAAGUUGGCAGAAGUUGUGGAUGCUGUACCAAGAGAAGAGGACGAUGAGGGGAAGACUUCUAAUGACUGGUUCUUCGACGAGAUAGGGAAAGUACAGCGGGAAAUCAACGACUGGAGAGACAGACUUCUCCAAAAUCCUCUUCUAACAAAGUACAAAUCAUUCAGCUACCCUGGAGAAAUCGAGGUAUGGGAUGCAAUGCUGAAAGUGCAGUGCUCUGUUCAGAAAGUCAUGUCACAGUGGCAGCUCAACCUUGGGAAGGACCUGCGGAAGAGGAUUUCCAAUGCCACUGAGGUGGAUCAAAUAAUCGUGUACUGUCUUGAGUCAUCCACGGACGCUACAAGACGACAUGAUGUCUUACAAAACUGUCUCCAUGAACUGUGCCAGUCUGCUAUCAAGAGCAUCUGCCAGUCUGGGAAAGCUGGGGACCUGAUGAGGACUCUGGCCUUAAAAAUGAAGGCUGUCCCUGUCAAAGUCUUGUCCUCCAUUGUGAUUGAGUCAGCAGCACAGUUUGAGAGCAAUUCUGUGGUCCAACUGCUUCUUCCUGAGUCUGCAAUCAACCACCUUCUUUCUCACGAAGAAUGGAAGGCGAUACAGGUGGAUGAAGCAGCUGCACAAGUUAUCCAAGCCUGUCAAAGUACAGUAGCAUCUCUGGUGGAGUCACUGCUUCAAGGAUACAUCCCACUGGGACAUCUGCAAACCACCCUGGCACACAAAAAGCAAUUCAAGCAACUUUACCACCAGUAUAGGAAAAAUGCCCCCAUGCAAGCCAUCCCUGCUGAUGCAGACAGUAUAUUGUCUCGAAGAGAGACAGACCUAAAAUUGUUCAUGCAGCAAAGAGAACAUAUUGAUACACUGAUGAAGAUGAUAGGGAAGGUCACAGAAAGCAUAACAGUCGCUGAGAUGUCCAUUCUUGAUGAUCGGCACCGAGAAGACAUCCAGUCAAUAAGCCUGAACAAACUGGUUCAGGUUCAGCCUUGUGAUGACCAAAGGACAUUGAAGGAGAUAGGCUGUGGCCAGGUCCUCUGGUAUAGCGCCAGUCCAACGGUCCUCAAAAUGGCCCGUCAAAUGCAUUCCCUCCGUCAGAGCAACCUGGUCCUCACCUCUUGGGUCAAAACGACAGCAGCAGUGACACAGAGGGGACAGUCACACUCAUUAUCUGUUCCAGUAAACCUAAUACAAGUCCACGAUAUGAUCUGGGAGCCAAUACUAAGUCAUUUCUAUCAGCUUGGCCGUGACAUUGCUAAUGCAAGAAUCACUUUCGAGGUGCUUGACCAGGCUUUGGUGGACAUAGGAGACCUGGGAGAUGGGAAACUGCUGAAGAAGGAGCUCGAGCUGAUGUCAAUCGGUAGCUGUGGAGAGCUUAACCUUGAGCACAACUGGAUAGAACAGCGGCUCUUUCAGAUCUGGGAAUAUCGACAGCUCUGUUCGGCAGCUGCCACAGCCAGUACAGUGCUCGCUAUUGCUGAUAAAAUGAAGCUUUCUGGAGACUUCAGUGAAAUCAUCUGCCUCACCCAAGUGAAAGAAGACCAGUUUAAAUGGAGGGCUCUGGGGUCCCUCACCGAUGAUCUACUUCAUGCCAAGCGACUCCUGUCCUCGGUCACCUCACAUAAUGCUGCCUGUCUGGAGGAGUUCUUAAAAAGCCAAACUCUGAUCAACUGGGUCAAAGAAAACCUCAAGGAUAUGAGGGAUGUGAAAGUCUAUGUUGAGCUGGCCUCUAUCUCUGCUGGAGAGAAUGACAAAGAAAUAGACCAAGUGGCCUGCUUCCAUGAUGCAGCGAUGGGCUAUGGCCCACUGCUCUACUCUCUCCCACCCAAUGCCAGCUUUAAUGAGUUCAUGAGCUGUGCCAGGCAGGUGUGGGAUUCCCAACACAGAGAUGAGAAACUACCAGACAAACUUAGAGACUCUACCCGUUUGCUGAGCUGGCUAAAGGGGCUGAAGGAGACUCAUGGUUCCGUGGAGCAGUCCUCUCUUUCCCUUGCUUCUUCCAUUAAUUCCAUGGGGAUUUAUCACAUAGGAUUGUCUGAGGAUAUUGCGGAAAAGCGAUGUCUACAAAGCCUUCUGCAGGUCAAAGUGAAAAAUGGCCAUGAGGAGAAAAGCUACAAACUUGAUGACCUCCUGGAGCUCCAGAACAAACUCAUGCUUAUGUCAUCCAAAGGAGAACAUGGAAAAGAACAAGUCAAUAGAUUCACACAGGUUUUUGAAGGAGUUCAAAGAAUGGGCACUGUCCUCCUCCAAAUGUUAUCAUCAGGCAACAUGCUUUUCAGGAAAUGGCAUGCUCAAGUCCAGUGCUGCCAUAAACAGCAGCCAUGUAUCCAAGUUACCUUCUUGUCCCUGAAUGGCAAAGUAAUGAUGUAUAAUGGGGAGGUGACAGAGCAGCUACAAAAGCUGGGUCGCUCUAUGGAGACCUGCCAUAAAGAAUGGUGUUCCUACAUCAGUGAGAAGCGUUCCCGCUUCUACACAUUGAACCAUUACACCUCAGAGCAGAUUGUGUACCUAUGCCACUGGAUACACACUGUAUGUAGACACAACACAUCAGUUCCUCCACAGUUAUGGUAUUUACUUUCUCCCAUAAAGCCCCAGUGCUCCCUGUCUGAUGUGAGAACUGCCUUCGCUAAUGAGGAGGAGGCUCUUAUUCAGUUUUCCUCAGAGGAUGAAGAUGACAGCACCAUUGUGGAAAUUGAAAACGAUGUUGGGAACUACUCACCUUUGAUCCAAGAUGAUGUCAGUGGGAAGGGUGCACAGGAUAACCUUGUGGACCUCUGGAGGCAAUUCAAGGAUGACAUGCCACAUUAUCUUGAUCAGCACAUGGACAUCUCCACUCUGGCCCACUUUCUCUCAUACCUCUCUGAAACAAACCAGCGGUAUGUGACGAGAAAUUUGCCACCUGGUUUCCAGGAAGGAAAGCCGAAUCUUGUUCUUUGUCACACUGCAGAGGUUUUCUCUACCACCCUGUCUUUGUACAUGGAGAGCCCAGAGCAGCCUCUGCCAUCUGAUGAUGAGGUGCUGGUCUGCAAAGAGGAGACCACAGAGGAACAGGUGGAGAUCUUCCUUCGUCGAGCAAUGGGUCAAGACUCCAAAAGCAGUGGGCAGAGGAUCUAUUCCCUGGUCAAUCCUGGAUUGUUGGGCUACGAUGUCAGUGUAUCCCUGGGAGAGCUCUAUGAGUGCCUUGAGAAGAGCGCUAGCCCCCAUUAUUGUAUGGUGAUGAUCAGUUCAGUUGUGCACCAGCAUAGAUAUGUGCCCUCUUUCUUCAGUAACCACAAAGUGCAAACAGGAUUGGGGGUGACAGCAGACAUUGCUAGGAAAUAUAUACACCAUCAUUUCACCGUCUCAUUGCCACACUGCCCCAUCUCAUUGAUUUCUCCAGAGAAAAUGUCAGUCUGGGUUGUGUCAUCCACACGCCCUGCAGUUGGUAAAUCCCUUUAUGUGGACCGUUUGUUUGGGAAAUUCCAGCAGAUAUCUCCCAAUGUUCGACACAUAAGGAUGAGAGUGAUUGAACCAAAGGUUGAUGUAGACCACUUCGUUCAGACUCUAUCACACCGACUAGGACCUUUGAAAGAGCAAGGCACUGUGCUCCUUCACAUUGACAUUACUGCUGUUCACUCAGGUAUGGAGGAGCUCUUGUUUCGUCUAUUGGUUCUGAGUUGUUUAAGUGACAGCCAGGGAAGACUGUGGAGAAGGAACAUCACUCACUUGAUAACUGUUGAGCUUAUGAGACCAACUGCUGAUAACCAUUCAAAGGAGAUGAAAUUUGGCCUUCUUGACAUUCUUCCUACCAUCCAUUGUAGACCUCCGAAAGAAGUGAAACAGUUGUUGGCCAAACCAAGCAUGUCUACUAGGAGAACCCUAGACCCACUCAUGGAUGCGCAGGAAUUUGCCAGUGAGGGAAUUCAGAGACCUUAUCAGUUCCUGAAGCUCUUCAGCAAGAAACAAAACUUGGAUCCAUUUAAGUACCAAGAAGGGUCCAAAGUAGGGGAUCCACAUGAUUGUCUUCACCACUUCAUAUCAAACUGUGGAAUGCAAGAUCCAUCUUGGGCAGAGUUGAAGAACUUUUCUUGGUUUCUCAAUGUACAGCUCAAAGACUGUGAACAUUCCAUUUUCUGUGAUCCAGGUUUUCUUGCUGACCAACUGCCUGGUUUCAAAGGCUUCAUUGUGAAGUUUAUGAUAUUGAUGGCUCGAGAUUUUGCUUCACCAUCUAUGGCCACAUCUGAUCAAAGCCAACUGCUGGAUUUUGAUAACAUUGCAGAGGAUGACCUUCUAACCCGCUUCACCAUUCGUAAGCAUUGGGAAAAUGAGUCACAUCCGUAUAUUUUUUUCAAUGCAGACCGAUUCUCGAUGUCUUUCCUUGGCUUUCAUGUGAAAAAGACUCCUAGGAGGAAUACCCUAUGUGCAGUUUGUCCUCACAGUGAUAAGGUGUUGAUAGAAGAUGUGAUGUCUCAAAAUCUAUAUGAGGGUUUGGUGCGCCAAAAGCUCUCUCUUGCUGAAGACUUUAAUCUGUUGUCCCGAUCAGACAAAAUCAAGAGGAUCUCAUAUGUCGUUGGUGCCAAGAGAGGAAUGAUGAGUGGAGGCUUUGAUCCAGACCCAACAUAUGAACUCACUGCUGAUAAUGUGAUGAAAAUGUUAGCAAUUCACAUGAGAUUCAGAUGUGGGAUUCCAGUGAUCAUCAUGGGAGAGACAGGCUGUGGAAAAACUCGAUUAGUCCGUUUCCUUUGUGAUCUGCAGAGGGAGGGAAGACAGGUUGAGAACAUGAAACUGGUCAAAGUUCAUGGUGGAACAUCAGCUGAGAUGAUCUACAGAAAGGUGAGAGAGGCAGAGAAACUUGCUGAGAAGAACAAGAAAACUCACAAACUAGACACCAUAUUAUUCUUUGAUGAAGCCAACACCACAGAAGCCAUUUUUGCCAUCAAAGAAAUCCUGUGUGAUCGAACUGUGCAAGGCCAUCCACUUAAGGUAGACAGUGGCUUGAAAAUAAUAGCUGCUUGCAAUCCUUACCGGAAACAUUCACCUGAAAUGGUGGAACGUUUAGAACGUGCAGGCUUAGGAUACAGAGUAAAGGCAGAGGAAACGCAAGACCGUCUUGGUAGAGUCCCACUUAGGCAAUUGGUAUACAGAGUUCAUCCCCUGCCUGCAAGCAUGGCUUCCUUAGUCUGGGAUUUUGGUCAACUGAGCGAUUCAACUGAAUUAUGCUACAUCAGUCAGAUAGUUCAGAAGACAGUUGAGAAUGAUGGUUUGCCAGUUGGUUGCAAAAAUAUAAUUUCAAAUGUGCUGGCAGCCUCUCAGAGAUACAUGAGAAGUCGCAAAAAUGAGUGUAGUUUUGUGAGUCUGAGAGAUGUGGAGAGGUCAAUGAAAGUGCUACUGUGGUUCUACCAGCACAGUAGUGACCUGUUCCCUAAUUGCACGGAUCUCAGCAAGGCUCAGAGGACAUUAAAGUGCUUGGCUCUUGCAGUAGGUGUGUGUUAUUAUCCAUCUCUCGUGUCCAAAAAAGAGUACCUCUUUGCAAUCAGCAAACACUUUCCUGAACCUUUCUGCUCUGCAGAGGCACUGCAUCAAGAAAUUACAAGAUGUCAAGACUUCCUCCUUCAAAACAUCCAGACAAGGGAAACCAUAGCUAAAAAUGUAGCACUGAAAGAGAAUGUGUUCCUUAUGGUUAUUUGCAUUGAACUCAGGAUCCCACUUUUUCUGGUUGGCAAACCAGGUAGCUCUAAAUCCCUUGCUAAGACAGUGGUUGCUGAUGCCAUGCAGGGCCAGAACUCCCACUGUGAAUUAUUCAAGAAGCUCAAGCAAGUUCAUAUGGUGUCCUUCCAAUGCAGUCCUCACUCAAGUCCUGAGGGUGUCAUAGGGACAUUCAGAAACUGUGCCCGAUUUCAGAGAGACAAAAGCAUGGAUGAAUACGUGUCUGUGGUGGUACUUGAUGAAAUUGGUCUAGCUGAAGAUUCCCCUCAGAUGCCCUUGAAGACCCUUCAUCCCCUUUUGGAGGAUGGUUGCAUUGACACUGACAAACCAGAUCCACACAUGAAGGUUGGCUUUGUUGGUAUCUCCAACUGGGCGCUUGACCCAGCAAAGAUGAAUCGAGGAAUAUUUUUGUCAAGAUGGGAUCCGACUGAGAACGAACUAGUGGAAACUGCCAAAGGAAUUUGCUCAUCCUCCAAGCCAAUACUUCUUAAAAUCAAACACCUCUUCCUACCUCUGGCAAAAGCCUUCUUGAGUAUCUGUGACAAGACGGCAAAGAAUCAGUUCUUUGGUCUCAGGGAUUACUACAGUCUAGUGAAAAUGCUCUUUGCCACUGUCAAAUCCUCACAACAAGAGCCAGAUGACAGACAGUUGGUAGAAGCCAUUUUGCGGAACUUCAGUGGACAACCAGAGGGGUUUGACCCUGUUGCAUUCUUCCAAGAGGUCUUACAGAAUCGUGCAGAAAUACCCAGGCCAAGCACUCUGACGAUGGUAGAAAAGAAUCUUGAACUUGGCAAUAACCAAGAGAGCCGGUACCUCCUUUUGCUCACUACUAACAAUGCAGCUCUCCAUAUCCUUCAGCAAAACAUAUUUACCAGACAAAAACACCCUCCCCCUGAAAUUGUGUUUGGCUCAGGAUUUCCUAAGGACCAGGAAUAUGCCCAGAUCUGUAGAAAUGUGAACAGGGUGAAAACGUGCAUGGAGACUGGGCAUACUGUCAUUCUGCUCAACAUGCAGAAUCUUUAUGAAAGCUUGUACGAUGCCUUGAAUCAGUACUAUGUUUACCUCAGUCAGCAGCAAUAUGUAGACCUGGGGCUGGGCUCCCACAGAGUUAAAUGUCGUGUCCACAGGGACUUCAGGCUGGUGGUAGUGGAGGACCAGAAGAAGGUCUAUGAAAACUUUCCAGUGCCACUCAUCAAUAGGCUUGAAAAACACAGGCUAGACAGAGGCACAGAUCUGACUACUUGGCAGCGCAGAGUUUUGGAAAAACUGAAGAAGUGGGUGAAAGAUUACUCAGGUGAGGCCUCAGAAGAUUUCCAACCAUCUGAUAUAUUUGUGGGCUUCCACGAAGAUGCCUGCGCCAGUGUUUUGUUGCAGGUGCUAGAAUGGAGAGCACAAAAAAUGGAUGCUAUAGAACAACAGAAAGAGAGUGGAAAAAUUGAAUUGCUGGAGGAAGUUGAAGGAACUAAAACACCUGAGUCAUCUGCUAAUGCACACAGAGAGAAACCUGACAAUGAAAUUGAUCACGUUUCUGAUUCAAUGGAUAUGGCGAUUGAAAGCGAAGAUCAAAAAAGUGUGUCAGUAAGAAAGAGCAGUGACAUCUCUAUGGAGGUGAUGGAUGAUGACAGAGUGGGGAAAAUUAGCCGAAAAAAGAAAAAAGAUGAGCUCAAGACCGACAACAUUGUUGUGACUGCUAGUAAAAAUGAGGAAGAGGUCUUUGAGUUAGCCAAAUGUUUCUUGUUGAACUGUGCCACCCCUGACUCUGUACUGAGGCUAAAGUACUCAGACUUAGCAUUUCAGGAGAAGGAGGACCUUAGCAAGAUAUACUUUGAGCAACAGCAUCAUCACUCCUUCCGAGAUUUCCUAGAGGAUUAUUUGAGACACCCCCAAGAGUCCAGCAAGUUUCUUGAGAUUACUACAUUCUCCGGCUUGUUAACUAGGUCAGAUGUGAGGGAAGUAGCUCAGGAUCUGGGGCUUAAUACAGACAACAUCGUCCUGCUCUCCCUCCACCAGUUUGACACAGAGGCCUCCUUCUGCAACAAGAUACGGAGCUUCCUACAAGAUACUGGCCCUUCUCUUCACAUUCUUCUUGUUCAAAUGGACCUAGAGGAAUUCCAUGUCAAUGGCGAGCUCAUAGCAUCAGCAAAGUACUGCACCAUGAAUAACAUGAUGCCACUGGCCAAUCAGACCUGUUUCGUGGUGUUCAUUGCCAAGAUUUCUAGGAUCCUAAGUCGAUUUCAGUACAUUGGCUUCCAAGGAGGAGUCUGGCACUCGGUGCAUAUCGAUGACCUAAGAGAUACAGAGGACCUGAGCUUGAAUCUGUCCAUUUUCUCUGGAGUGCUUAUGAGCAAACUUCUCCAACCUGCACUAUCAGCAGAGGACAUUGAAACAGAGGAGAAAAGACAUGACACUCAAAUGGAUACCCAUGCAAAGGAAGAAACUGCCCACCUUGAUGGCCUAUCCUUGGUGAAAUCAUGCAUGCAGAAAGCUGUGAGUUUGCUGCGAGACCCCAGUGAUGUGACCCCCAGGAGCAUGCAACGCAUGCGCAUCCUCCUGACUCUCAUGGCAAAAGAUCAAGGGCACAUAGGAGCUUGUUUCAGGGAGGUGUUGCUAGGUAGACUGGCAGGGGCCCUGGCACAGAGGGAAGAGAUGAUGUUCUCUCCGGAGGAGUGGAUAAAUACAGAGGCCAAGAAACGCCAGGCUCUGCAGGAGGGGGGCACUCUGAGACAUACCCUGUGGCGCUGUCUUCAGUCCACCCUCACUCCAGUCUUGGCUGGUGUGUUGGAGGUCCUGGACAGGUAUAGUAACCUGGACCUGCUCUUAAGUACAAGGCUUAGCGAGGGUCUGACAAAGCUUUGGAUGGACAUUCUGGCAGACACACAGAUUCUAGACUUGACCCCUCCCCAAAACGUCAGUAUGUCAGAUCAGGAGAUAUUGGUGCAACAUUAUUUUGUGUUGGAUGGUGAAGGAUGCUCCUGUGCUGCCCCAUUCAGCUGGCUCAUUGAAAUGCACCUCCAGAGCCUUUGGGAUGAAUCUGAAUUCAUACCAGCGACAAGGGAGGACAGCAAACUGAGGAUUCUCCAGUUUGUAAGCACCUUCAAAAACAGCAAGCUAGGCAGCCACUUCUGGAAACUUUCAGACCAGGAGAGAUUGGAGUAUAGCAACCGCUACUUGGAAGAUUUUCUAAUGCUCUCUCUGAAGAUCAAAUCAAAGGAUGGGCUGAGGGUACUCGCUAAGGCAAUGUUGGGUUGUGUGCGUGAGCUCCAGCAGUCAAUAAGCACAACCCCUGACCUCUCUCCUGCUUGGAUCGUGGCCAGUGCCAAACAUUACACCCUCAGACUGGAUACGCUUGCUCACAUCCUGGUGAUUCAGCCUCAGCUAGCCAUGGAUGUCUUUCAUCAGGUGUCGAAGAGUGAGCCCAUGGAAAUGGUUGAAGAUAUUCUGGCACUUGGUACCUGCGUUGAAAGUACCAGGCUGUUGACUGUGACGUCCUUGCAAGACUGCAAGCCUUUUGUGUGCAGAGUAGAGCUGUUGAAGCCAUGCCUAGACAGAGCCUUCGGUCUGAAGUACCGUGCCGUCUGUAGUGUGGGCUGCGCACAACAUUUAGACUCUAUCAGAUCAGUAUGGCAUGGGAUACUGAUUGUAACAUCUUUCAUCCAGCAAGUCAUGUUCAAAGUAAAACAGAAUGACACCAAACUCGAGGAGCUGUCUGUAACACACUGCAACCUUCUUCAAAAUCUAAUGCGGGACUCUCCUGACCUGAGGAGUGUGGACACCUUGAAGCAGCUGAUCCGCAUCCUAAACUCGUUCCAUGCUAAGUGUGUCAGCAAGGACCUGAGGUAUGACAUUAACUGCUCCAUAUGCCUAUCUGAGCCCAAAGAGUCAUGCCAACUACCCUGUGAGCAUGUCUUUUGUUUGCCCUGCGUCCAACAAUGGAUUCAGACAGGCCGGCAGUGUUGCCCUAAAUGCAGAGCAGACUUGCCACCCAACUUCCAGCUAUCUGCCUCUCGUGCCAUUAAGGCAGUGCUUCAGCAGCAUGCGGACAUGAGGGCCUGCUGUAACUCCUUCUUCCUGGAGGUGGUGUCCAGGUUCUGUCUGUCUGAUGGAGAGAGGCCCAACGAGGAAAUGGUGGAGCUGCUCUUCUCAUUGCUCAUCUCUGCCCACGGAAAUGUGUACAGGACCAGAGAGCUAACGCCAUUCCUUGACUGUGUGGACAACAGUCCUGUAGUUCGCUCUGUACUACCUAAACUCCUGCUGCAAUAUAGUUUUGACCAAGUGAAGACUCACAUCCAGAAAUACCUGAGGACUCUGGAGAAGAACAUCCUAGAAAAAGAGGACUGCACUGAGCUGUAUCUGCUGUUUGUCAACUGUUUCCAGGACUCUCUGUUGUGCUCUGAAGUGGGAAAAGUGGAGCAGGGGAAGAAACGGCAGAUGAGAUGGCAAGAGGACAUCAACUUCCUGAGCAGGCUGGCCAGAAAGCAGAUUCCAAACAGACAAGAGGACCCGGCGGAGUUCUUGCUUAAUAUGGCCCAGCUACGGCAGUGCCUGGCCACCGCUGCCCACCUGCUGCAGAAAACCAGCACCCGAGGUGCAAAUACAGAGGUGAUGGCUGAUGAGUAUCUGCAGCAGGUGAAGGCAGUGUUCAAGUAUUGUGGUAAUGACUGGCACAGGGUGUACCUGCUGAGAGCGCUGCACAGGCAGGCUGGCUUAGAUGGCGUUGUUACCCUGAUGAACAGCUCCCAGUGGGAAUGGCUCUUCCCUCCAGAGGUCCUUCGUCUUCAGAGGUUGAUUGUGACCGAUGUGGACCAGUUCAUGUGCUGUGGACCGUCGUACCGGACCCUGAGGGACGGAGUCGGCGAAGUUCUACUGGAGAACAAAACAGACACACUCAAGACAGGACUACAGAACCUGAGAGGCUCUGAGGCCGCCCAUGUUCUCCUUACACUGGCCUUGUUCAGACAAGUCACCUGUCGAUGUGUGUCAUCUGACCGCAAGAUGCGCCCGUCUCCACAGGACAUUAAAAGGGUGGAAGAUGUCCUGAAAACCAUCCUGUCAGGGAAUAUAAGGGAGUUCUGCCUCGCCCUUAUAAACAACCAGAUAGGUAGACCGGGCUCCCCUCUCCACAUCAGCCAGGGUCUCCCGGCUCCUAAACGAGCCCUGCUUGAGCUGCUGAUCCACAUGGACUCGGUGCUCAUCAGCAGAAAUUCUCUUCUGGCUCCUCUCUACCAGAUUGCCUUCCAGCCUCAGAGUGCUACACGCUCCUUCUUGCCAACCAUGCCCGAUGAUCACACAAGCGAAGCUACACAAUGGUUGACCGGCGAGAAAAGCCUCAAGAUGUAUAAGUGCGCCAAUGGCCAUCCAUGCUUUGUUGGGGAGUGUGGUAAACCAAUGGCUCUGUCAAAGUGCCCAGACUGUGGAAUACCUGUUGGUGGGCUACAACACAACCCAGUCUCAGGAUUUGGCCUUGCAAACAUAAGUGGUGAUCAAACUAGGACCGGGCAUGUAUUAGGAGAGGCUCGGCGGAGGUCUGAAGCCCCAGAAAGGCAGAUGACGUCUGCCCAGUCCCACAUUCUUCGGCUCUUUACUCACCUCGCCAUGCUACAAGGAUCCAUAAGCAAUAACAGGGGGAUCAGCGAGAUGAUUCACCCCAACACGCGUAACGUUUCAAGCUUCCUCUGGUGUCACCUUGAGAAGGACGUGAACAUGUUGGGACGGACACUGGAUCGGAACAUGGAUGACACUGCUGUCAUUGUUCAUCUGAUCCUCAACAAAUGCAUGGAGUUCAGUGCAGGUCAUCGGGCCACACCCAACCUGUCCUCCAGACGUGGACGGGAGCAGUGGGAGAAGUUAGUCUGUGAUUUCGCCAUAGACCCACUCAUUAAGGAUCUGAGGAACCAGCUGGCUAGAGCCCAGGAGAGAAUCAGUAGUGAUGACAGCGUCGCUGGAAACCCCCUGAUGAAGCUUUUCUACGCUGACCCCGGAUCCAUGCUGUCCCUCCCCUCCGACUGUCCCACACACCGCUCCUCCUUCUGGAGCCUUCCAGAGAUGAUGACCGUGGAGCGCCUCUCUCAGCUGGUGGAACAGGCACAGGAACGCAGCUCCUUACCCCUGCUUAGCCUGUUUCUCAAGAAGAUACAAUGCAUUAGACAGUUGCAUCACCUACCUGAGUUGGCUGCAUUACAGUCAGACCUUUUGAGGGUUUUUCCACCUACGUCAGACACGCUACCCCGCAGUAUUGCACAGAUGCUACAGCAGAUACCAGCAGGAUACCAGAAGAACAAACUGCUUGAGAGGAUGAAGAAAUUCAUAGAGGUGUGGAAUUUCCUUCGACUGGAGGUUGCCAGAAAUUCCGCAGACCUGGGUGUGGAGGUGCGGUUGUGCGAGCAAGAGAUGACAAUGGACAGUUCUGGGGAGUUCCUAACGCCAUGUCGACAUGGGCCGGGGUCAUGUCUUCGAACUCUGGUAGAUUUCCUGUCAGAGACUCACAACAGUUUAGUGCGGGAGGCCAGGAGACUGUGUCCCCAUGAAGACAGGGAAACGGAAUACCUUCUUCCUUUGGAGAGGAUAUCUGAGACUCAGCUAGCCCUGUGUCAACCAGAGAGAGAGUUGCUCCCCCUGGUGUUAGCUCACUGCCAGUACACUCUGAGGAAAGGUCAGGAGACGAACCGCAAUUACAACUUGCAAGGGAUCCAAACCCAACUGGCCUAUCGCUUCCUGGCUGGAAAACCACUUCUGCAAGCGGACACCUCAAGGUUCUUGAACAGACGACUACAGGAUUUCUCUGUGGUUCUCACAGAGGUCAGAGGCAAGAUUCGUCAGGAGCCGUUGCAGGGUUCAGUGUGUAGUGCCAUUAGGACGGUGCUGCGAUCCUACACUGACGUCUGUGACGCUGUUUUCGUCGUGGAGAUUGGUCUACGCUUUCUUGGCAAGAUGGGCGGGAACCCUAAACAUCAGCUUUUGUCCUUCCUUACCGAUUCCCUGCAGAUUGGUUCACAGAUCUCCAAUUGUGUAGCCAAGGCUCUCGGACAGAGUAGACUGGAACAUAGCGUAUUCACCUGGCAGCUCCUUACCUGUUGGAAAUCUGAACUCAUGCUGAACCAAAAGCAGGACCCAUUUCGAAGACUACCUUCAGAGUUCCAGCAGAAGCUGUCUGAGGAGGACCGGAAAGGUCUGAGGAGUUUCCUCAUGGUCACAGACGUCAACACAUUUUCCCUGGAGAUGCAUGAAAUUCUCCUUCUGAAGACAAACAGCUCGAUACCUGACCAGGUUUACUCACCACACUGGGACAUCAGAAACACCCUAGAGAAUUACUUGGAGCAGAAGAACCUUCCAGCUUUGCCAGAGCUGGACUCUUUACCAGGGGACAUCACUCUAGACAAAGGAGCUGAUGUGUGGAGGGCUGCUGUCAAGUUUAGAAAAAUGUAGAAUCUUUCCACAUGGAUAAAAAAAUGAAUUGUAUUGUUUAAACAGGCUGUAUUACAUUGUUAUCGAUAGAAUCAAUCAAUGAAGUUGCGUUUUAUACUGCAUGGUGUCACUCUGCAAUGAUAAUGAGUCAGAUUCCAGAUUCCACUUUAUUCCAUAUGAUAUGAGAGGGCUAAAAUUGUGAUGUCUUGUGUUAUUUUCACAAUGCAUUGUGAGAGUGUUGGCCCUAACAUGCAUGUCUUUUUAGCUACUAUGCAACAAAUAGCUGGAAUAAACUUCCAGAAGAUUUGAGACUUGCUCCAACACAUCCAAAGGAGUUGAAUCAAGUGCAACAAGUCCAGUUGCACUUGAUUCAACUCCUUUGGAUAACCAUGACCCGGAUGAAGGAGAACAUUCACAGACAUCUUGCUCCAACACAGACUACUUUUAAAUCCAUAUUAAAAACGUUUAUGUUUACCAUUGCUUUCUGCUAAACUGCAAACCUUGCAUUUUGACUUUUGCAAAGCUAUAGACCUUGCAUGGCAUUUUGAUUUUAUUCUUUAAUUUAAAUAUCUUUUAUGAACUACUUUUUAAAUCUUUUUUUAAUUGUGUAUGCCUUGCGCAUAAAAUGUGCUUUAAAGAUAAAGCUGCCUUGCCUUGCCUCGUAAA
Lampris incognitus (smalleye Pacific opah) is the source of this 15921-nucleotide messenger RNA. RefSeq names its product ring finger protein 213b (gene rnf213b). Gene Ontology annotation, biological process: ubiquitin-dependent protein catabolic process; negative regulation of non-canonical Wnt signaling pathway; sprouting angiogenesis. NCBI's taxonomy places the organism in Eukaryota, Metazoa, Chordata, Actinopteri, Lampriformes, Lampridae. Gene Ontology annotation, molecular function: ubiquitin-protein transferase activity; metal ion binding; ATP hydrolysis activity. The record is from RefSeq and is a predicted model, not a curated record. Bases 7 to 15276 code for a protein of 5089 amino acids. Gene Ontology annotation, cellular component: membrane; nucleolus; cytosol. The transcript is spliced from 64 exons.